Molecule: messenger RNA, 237 nt
Organism: Penicillium crustosum
Lineage: Eukaryota; Fungi; Ascomycota; Eurotiomycetes; Eurotiales; Aspergillaceae
Exons: 2
Source: RefSeq, a predicted model, not a curated record
UUCUCCGCCUUCAGACCGUGGGGCGAGUGCGCUAUUCUGCCGCCGCCGCUGAUCUCUCUUCUUCCUCUCUCUUCUAACUUCGUUUCCACAACCUUCACUAUCUCGCUCCUGAGCUUUCGUCUUCUAGAUGUGCCCUCCAAAAAGCGUCGAAUCCGCGGGCUAACCAUCUUUGAACUCUUCAGACAUAAUUCAAAGCCCCGCUUGAACAGGUUCCUGAACUCGCUUCUACCGUUGUAA